This is a messenger RNA of Cantharellus anzutake, 1395 nucleotides long. RefSeq lists its product as uncharacterized. The record is from RefSeq and is a predicted model, not a curated record. Lineage: Eukaryota; Fungi; Basidiomycota; Agaricomycetes; Cantharellales; Hydnaceae. The transcript is spliced from 3 exons. Bases 1 to 1395 code for a protein of 464 amino acids.
AUGAGGCUGAGGGCGGAAACUGCGUUCAAGCGACACCUACACUUGUUCGCUUUUAGGAAUGGCUGGGAUAGUGAUGAGGUGAAGGUUCUGGAGGACUCUGGUGUCAGUGACACAUUUUUGGAGUCAUUUUGGUGGGCCCAAAAAGCCAACUUGAGGGACCCCAUCAAGGGGGAUAAUUUGAAGGAUAGGGUACCCGCCGAUGUUCUAGAGGCCGAGAUUAAACGACUGGCUCGCGAACAUGUUUAUAAACACCUCGAAAAGAUUGACAACUUACUCAAGACCAUGGCGCCUGCAACGAGAGUCCUUGAUUUUUAUGGGCUACCCAGUCUGUUUGUGAUCGACUGCGAGCAAGAAAACCAUGGCGUGUGUAUCCUUGCGUCGCAGGGCCUAAAGGACCAGUGUGAAUGGGAUGAGUUAAGGAGGGAAAUAAUACAGCAGCUCAAAUCGCACCAAUGUCCAACGCAGGCUCGACAACCUCACACCCUACUGCCCAGGAGCCCAGACACGCUCUAUUCUCCCAAUCCCCCCAUUGGCAACCAAACUGAAGAUCUUCCUCGAUCACACUCCAGUUCCCAAGCCUGUCUGAACGCUUCCGUGGCCAGCUGGCGGUCUGGAGUUCAGCACAGUAUGUCAGCGUCUGGGGCACCUUCUGUCCAAACGCCAACCUACCGACAAGUGGUGGAUGAGCCACCCAUACAAAGUUCGUCUUACCCUUCUCAUCACUCCCAGACUAUUGAAGUGUCCUUAGUGACCAACUUCCACAUGCCCCGCUUGCCCGCCACCAAUGGAGGAGUUACACUGCACCAUCAUACAGCAGCCACCAGUGAGGCCACCAGUACUGGUUGGCAGAGCAAAAAACGCACCAUGGGCACUGGCUCGAGUUUGACUACUGAUAAACCAAGCGUGAAAACCAGUAGCUGGACAGAAGUCAGUGAUUCAAUUGACGAUGAUGACGCAGCUGCUCUCAAGGAGUUGCAGCGGAGUUUGGCAGACAGUUCACUUCAAGCGCCAGUGGAACACAGAAGGUCUGCUGAAACUAACGCUGAGGUGGUAUCAACCCCAGGCUCCUUCAUCUCACGAACUCCCCUAUCUCUCUCUUUGCCGGUUCUCAGCCCACCACGUGGGAUACACACCCGUAGACGAGCUGGACACGCAAGCAUUGCAACUGCCAGUACGACCAGCACAGACAUCUCAAUGCUUCUGCAGUCCAUCAGCAACAGAAGCUCCACUCGACUUAGCGACGCCGAUGUUCGGGCCAUCAGUACCCUUUGGCUUAGUGAUGCAUUGAGUGCGGAUGAUCUCUCCCAAGUUCUUAGGAGUCAGUUCCACAUUAGCGAGGAAUUUGUGCGCUGCUUGAUUCACGUGCGCCAGGCCUGGAUGGAGGAUGGCCACUAG